Molecule: messenger RNA, 3558 nt
Organism: Cylicocyclus nassatus
Lineage: Eukaryota; Metazoa; Nematoda; Chromadorea; Rhabditida; Strongylidae
Source: the annotation of a GenBank genome assembly
AUGACUACGGAUGCUACAACGCCUUCCGCGGAAACCUCGAUGAGCGUGGAAACUCCCGAAGACACUAUGAAAGAAUCACCGGCAACGGAAGUAGUUACAUUAUCAACUGAUGCCACACCAUCUGAGCCAUCGGAACCUCCAGCCGGCCCAGAAACUCCUAAAACACCAGAAGAAGUACCCAUUAAUGGCACAACACCUACGUCCGGGGAAUUCUCGACCGUCACAGGAACAUCCGAUGAAACAGCGACGGGUUCAUCGAUCACAACCGAAGUCUCGAGCAUAUGUGCCGAAGUAGAUGAACCUAUUGACGAAGACUAUAUUUUCAAAAUUUAUAUGUGCGGAGAUGAUGCUUACGAUUCGCGACAACAUUGCCUUGAAGCUUGCCAAGAAUCCACUAAUGCUACAAUGGCGCCUACCGCUGUCACUACACCUAUGAUAGCGACGGACUUAGUCCCCUCGGAAGAGCCAAUCGACUCAUCCGCAGAUUCAUCGACAGUUACAGGCAUCACCGGAGCUGCAACAACGGAUUCCUCGAUCGCAACAGCAGAAUCCAGUGGCACAACGCCUAUCUCUACGGAAGCUUCGUCGAGCACGGAUGCCUCCGAAGGCACAGUGAGCAGCUCAUCGGACUCUACGGAAGAAUCUCCGAUUGACACAGAAAUUCCCGAAGGUACAGACUCAUCAACAACAGAAGGAGUGUCUGAAAUUACAGUAUCGGCAGAUGUCACUCCAUCUGACUCCACGGAGUCUUCAGCCAGCUCAGAAACUCCUGAAGCCACGACUGUUGACUCUUCAGUUACAACGGAAGUAUCCACAGAUGCUACAAUGGCGCACACCGAUGUCACUUCACCUACAUCUAUCACAGACGAGGACACAGCGUCCUCAAUUAUCACAUCAUCUCCAGAAUCAUCGACAGGCACAGAAGACAUCGAAAUCUUCACUGCGCACUCAUCAAUCGCAACAGAAGGGUUCUCGACUGACGCAUCACCUACACCUACAGAAUCUUCCACAGAUGCAGGAAUUUCCGAAACCACACCAGCGUAUUCAACAAUUAUUACAGAAGUGUCAAGUGAUACGUCACCUACAUCAAUUGAACCUUCGAUAGGCACAGAAACUGGUGAACCGGCUACUAAUGCUUCAACGCCUAUGCCUACGGCAUCUUCGACGGACAUGGACACUAUCACAUCCAUGGAGCCAUCAACUACAUCAGAUGGAAAGAAAGUACCGUGCUACUGCAAUGCUAUGCUUUUGGAAGGAAUUUACACUGGAUACUACAAUUGCCAAUACAUUGCAAGUGAUGGCAUUUGGGAUAGCAGGGAAACCGAAGAUCCUGAUUUAUGUGACUAUCUCUGCAUUCCAACUCCUGGAGAUGGGAAUUUCAUGUCCUUUCAUAAGGACAGGCACACCAAGUACAGUGGCCUCAUCUACAACGCCUUCACAAGAAACAACGACUUCUUCAUCGACGAUGAGAGGAUCUACGACAACACCCGUCAUGACAACAAUAUCUGCUACAACAACUACUUCAACAUCAACGCAAGUAUCGUCUACAACUACAAUCCCAGGUUUUAUUACUCGGCAGAAAGAGACGAAUGCCACAUACUUAUUUAUCGAGGCAACGGAGGCAAUGAAAACAGAUUCAAGACUAUAGAGGAUUGCUGGCUAGCGUGUUCUCCAAGGAAUGCAAGGGAUCUCUGCUUCCCACCCCAAGUAAAAGGAGGAGCAAUACCAUGCGAAAAAGCGUCGGGAUACCGCUAUGACUUCACACUCAACAAGUGCGUGAUCUCCCAAUCUAAGGGUUGCUUCAGUACUGAACAGCAAUGCACAGAUCUGUGCGUCAGGGAAACAGAGACAACUGAAGAGAGCAUCACUACUAUCAUGACCUCUGAGAGUACAUCAACCACAACCACAACUACUCAAUCAUCGACAUCAAGUUCAACAGAGGCACCCUCUCCAUCACCGACCCCAUCUUCGUCAGGACCAACAACAUCGUCGUAUGAGAUGUCUUCCAGUACUGCAACAACUGCGGGUGCUACCUCUGUCGUUACUAGAGGCCCCGAGAGAUCAAAACAAUGCUCCUGCAGUGAAAAGAUCCAGGGAAGUGGUGGCACCGAGUACUAUAACUGUGAAUACACUAUUGAUGGCAAUAGGGGCUUCAAGAUAACCGAAGAUCCUGAAAUAUGCAAUUAUCUUUGCAUUGCUACUCCUAAGCGUGGAAAAUAUAUACAAGCAUUUGAACAAUACAUGUGCUUCCACAAUAACAACAUCACUAAUAAGAAUUUGACUAUAUGUCAAGAGAUGUGCAAACUGAACAGCACUGAAAUAAGAACAUCCACACCGACUGUCACUGUGUCUACAAGUACGGUAGCAACAACAAGAAGCAAAGGUACUGAUGAAGCACAAUGUCACUGUAACGAAACAGUGAAAAAGAAUGGCACAAGAUUCAAAAGAUGUUAUUACUCUACGAAUGGUUUCCGUGGUACGAGAUUGACCGAUAACCCGAAGAGAACAUGCAGCCAUCUUUGCGUACGAAUUCCUAUGGAUGGAGAAAACAGCACGAAAUCUUACCAGUACAUGUGCCUUUAUAAUAGCAGCAUCAUUACCAAAACUAGAACUUACUGUCAGAGUUUGUGCAGUCGACCAGAAACUACCACAGAAACAUCGAUUGCACCUACAACAUCUUUACCUACGCCUAUGUCAAGCACAACAACCAGAGGUACUGAUGAAGGACAAUGUCACUGUAACGAAACAGUGAAAAAGAAUGGCACAGGAUACACAAGAUGUUAUUACUCUACGAAUGGUUUCCGUGGUACGAGAUUGACCGAUGACCCGAAGAGAACAUGCAGCCAUCUUUGCAUCAAAGUUCUUGUGGAAGGAGAAAACAGCCUAAAAAGGUACAUGUGCAUCUACAAUACCAGCAUUAUUGAUGACAGUAGAACAGACUGUCAGCGAUUGUGCAGACGACCAGAAACUACCACAGCAACGUCGAUUGCACCGACGACAUCUUUAUCUACGUCUACGGCAAGCACAACAACCAGAGGUACUGAUGAAGGACAAUGUCACUGUAACGAAACAGUGAAAAAGAAUGGCACAGGAUACACAAGAUGUUAUUACUCUACGAAUGGUUUCCGUGGUACGAGAUUGACCGAUGACCCGAAGAGAACAUGCAGCCAUCUUUGCGUCCGAAUUCCUAUGGAUGGAGAAAACAGUACGAAAUCUCACCAGUACAUGUGCCUUUAUAAUAGCAGCAUCAUUCGCAAAAAUAGGACUGACUGUCAAAACUUGUGCAGUCGACCAGAAACUACCACAGCAACGUCGAUUGCACCGACGACAUCUUUAUCUACGUCUACGGCAAGGUCAACAACCAGAGAUAGUUCCAUUUGCGAAGGAGUGUUCUUGAAAGGGCUCAAUAGGAAUGUGUACAUAUGUAAAACGUGCGAAGAUGAAUCCUAUAACGGAGGAGUAUAUGAAAACUUGAAUGACUGUCUUGGAAAUUGCACUGUAGCAUCAACGAGAGCACCGCUGACUACUCCAGCACCUAUUACACCAGGUCAGUUUUAA